AUCGUGGGCACAUAUAUAUUGAUUUCAAAAACUACCCAUAACCAUUAACUAUGGGGUGGAUUUCAUCAAUGACACCCUGACAUAUGACACUAGGACACGUGACACCCUGACAUAUGACACCUUGACACAUGACACUAGUGUACAGAGUUCGAUGUCGUCUGCGUGUUGCCGGUGACUGAAUGAGUUGAACAUCCCCAGGUCUGAGCCGCACACAGAUCGUGGUCAUCUCCACCUGUUCGGCCAUCAUCGGCAUGUUUUUCAUCAUCGCCGCCAUCCUCAGGAUCAGGAACUAUAUAAAGAGGGCCAGACAUGAACAGGCCAUGGCCAACCGGCCAAAGUUCCGGUCCUGCAGUGUGGCCCUGAGGAACCCCACCCAGUCCAUGGAACAGCUGAGACGUGACUCACUCAUCAGUAAAACUAGUCAACAGAACAGUAUCACAACGAAGGGCAGUAACUGCAGCCAAACCAACGGCUCCUCCCAGGAGAACUCCUCCUCCAGCUCCCCCCGCCACGAGCCGGACACGACGCCCCUGCUGGUCAUCACCCGCCCGCCUGGGGGCACCGACUACCCCACCCCCACGGAGUCCCACUCCUCCCUGCAGUACAUGGACGACGACUCGACCGCGCCAAAGAAAAAGGCAAUACCACCCAUAUCCUUAGUGAAAAAUGGCAGCAUUGAGGGAUGCUACAUUGUGGCUCUAAAACAGGCACAGAUAGGACAUGCACCAUUAGCUAUCAUGGAGAGGGGGGAUUCUGUUAAAGCACGCCCCCUCAUGGAGCGGGGGAGUUCACUCAAGGUCAGGUCAAGCCGCCCAGCAGUAUCAGUUGAGAGACGGACAUCAUUAAAGUAUAACGUACCUUCUUCAACAAAGAAAGACGUAUCAAAAAGUUAUAAAUACAACGGUGGGUCGGUGAAAAGAAAACUAGAUGGCAAUGGUAACCCACGGUUUAAUGGGGAGGCACACAUCUAUCAAUUAGUGGGUAGCUCAGAGAUCAUUAUUGCUGAUAAGAAUUUUUAUAUUGAGCCCAGGACCAAUGGUAGUUAUGAAAAGUCACUGAGAAAAACAUCAAAAGGUUACCAAAUUGUGAGUAGAAAUGACUUAGAUGAUGAAGCUAUCCUAGAACUGCAUUCAGGAAAACAAAAUGAGCAUCGUCUACAUAAAACAGAGUUCACUGUUGAAAGCACUAGAGAAAUAAAUUGUGAAGAUGAGAAUGGGCCAGAGACGAUUGAUAAAAAGGAUAGAACAGCUUCGAGAAAAAACCUCCACAGAGAGAUAAGUGAGACAAACAGAGAGAUAAGUGAGGUAGAAGAUAACAGAAAGCCGGAAAAUGAUGAGCUAGAUCUGAUCAGCCCAUUAACCGAAAGCUCCUAUUUUGGUCUCUCUCAGUCAGAUGCCAGCUUAUCUUCAACGACAAAUCAGGGGAACGAAUUCUUCGGCCAGACAGAGUAUGUUUGCUCGGGACCACAUGGGUCAACGGACUUGAGUGCUUCCAACAGUGUCUCUGACUGUGCUGAGGGGACACUUUGUCCCAGCUAUAACCAUGGCUACGUAAAAAGUCCUGAAAACAUUCAAGACAUCAGGAACUUCUUAUACGAACAUACAGCCAUGAAUGGUGAGUCUUCUGCACAGGGUAAUCCACAGACUUACAACAGUAAUACAAAUUUAUCCCAAACAAAUGCUGAUGGAUCCUCUUCCUGUGCAGACACUGAUGGGGUGCCUAGAUACAAUGGUUUACCCCAGAUAGCCUCAUCAGCAAAUAAUUCCCCAAGCAAGGCCAAACAUGCUAGGAGAGAGGGAGAACUAGACAAUAUUGACAAUGAAAAUCAAAGCAGAAAAGAAAUACGAAAUGUUGGACUAAUCAAUGCAAUAGCCAUUCCAGAUCAACUGAAUGGAAAUUAAUAAUAAAUUAAGGAAUACAUUUGACUACAGAUAUUAAUUAUUUUUUUUAUCUGGAACAUUCAUGACUGUGUAAAUAUUACAACUUAGGUAAUGUGGACAGAUGUUUUUAUGUUGAAUCGAGUCAUUCAAUUAGUUUUGGCUUUCCUGAAAUAAUUCUCAGUUUGUUUGGUUUUGUGCUGUUUACUUGGCAUUUUUAAUGCUUUGUAUUUAAAUUUUAAAUUUUCAAUUAAAUUUGCAAUGGUUUUUCUAAAUAGUAAAUCUUUAAGAGUUAAUGUCCGUACACAAUCUUGUAUAAUUAUUUAUAAGAGGUUUUUAAACAAAUGCACUACUUUAAAUAUUUUCAGUAUCAAUCUAUAUUUUUAAAAAUACAACUAGAAUCUUUUAAGAAUGAUUGGUGUAACAAAUACUUUACAGAAUUGUUAAAGGAUUUAAAAUUCCAUGUCAUGGGGUGUUGUUUUAUAUUUAACCAACAAAUAAGCUUAAAAGCUUCACAAUUAUUAUUUACUUAAUCGAUUUGUGUAAGUUAUUUAUUUUGAUAUCAAACAACAUGAUCAGCAUGUUGGAAAAUAAAGAUAUUAGAGCACAAUUUUAACUGAAAUGGAAGCUUCUUUUCUUGUUACAAUGAUGAAUUUUGUGCAAAUCUGUAAAGAUUCCUUUUACUUUGAUUUGUGUUGUUAAUGGAUAAUACAAAUGUUAAUAUUGGUUGCAACUCAAGUUAUUUAUAUUAUUCCAGCUCUUUCAAAAGUUGGUUGUUGCCCUUAAGACUAUUGAAAUGAAAAGGGUUAAAUUAUAUUUAGCAUACUAUCUUGUAUUGCACUAUUUCUCUGUUCCUUUACCUGUCUGUCAGCUACAGUAGAUUACUACAUGUAGCAACAAAAUAUAUUUUUCUGUUAGAUUUGCUUGAGCUAUUUAAACAUUUUUUCUAUUAUGAGGAGAGUGUUCCUUAUCCGUUCAAUGCAAAAUAUGUCUGUAAAUAUACUGUUUUAUCAAUUAAAUUUAUUUUAAUUAAAAACAAGUUUAUUUCUUAAUAAAUAGGAAUUUAAAAGAACUAAAUUUCCCAAAUUUUGGUUUUGCUCUAAAGUUUGUAAAAUAUUUUUUUA
This is a messenger RNA of Physella acuta, 3001 nucleotides long. RefSeq lists its product as uncharacterized. Lineage: Eukaryota; Metazoa; Mollusca; Gastropoda; Physidae. The record is from RefSeq and is a predicted model, not a curated record.